AUGGCGUUUUCACUAAUCAGGAAGCUCCGUGUAGUGGUUACCACUGUCGUUUUUUUGUUCCUGGUUUCUUUUUCAGGGAUCGCUUAUGGUGAAGAAGACGAUUCAGAGGCAGGAGGUGGAGGUGGCGGGCCAGGAUUUGGCGGUGGUGGGACAGGUGUGGGAGGCGGUGGUACUGGAUUUAGUGGCGGAGGGAUAGGAGGAGGUGGUACUGGAUCUAACGGCGGAGGGAUAGGUGGUACUGGAUUUAACGGCGGAGGGACAGGCGGUGGUACUGGAUUUAACGGCGGAGGGACGGGUUUUGGUGGAGUGGGAGGAGUGGGUGGCAGUGGAGGUGGCGUUGGCGGCGGAGGGACAGGUUUUGGCGGAGGAGGAUUGGGUAGCGGUGGCAGUGGUGGUGGUAGCGGAGGUUUUGGAGGAGGAGGAUUAGGCGGUGGUGGAGGUGGGGACGAUCCACCGGAGAUAGUAGCAAAAGCUCUGGAAUGCUUAAAUGAGAAACACAUAUACAGAGAGUGUGAAGAAACGUGGAGGCUAACCUUAAACGGAGACCUAAAUAUUCCAGUGGCGAGGACGGAGGAGUUCUGCGAGGGACCAUGCUUCUCCGAAACACAUUUGGCUUUGGAUUGCAUUAACGACAUUCUUCACCACUUCAGAUUCUUUAACAGAGCGACCGUUUACAACAUCCGUCAAACCCUCAAUUCCGGCUGCAGCUACGGACCUGAACGAGGUGAUUUUAACGUUCUUGAGCACCUCGAAGAUGAAGAAGAAAAUGGAAGUGAGAUGAUGAAGUCAAGAUCUGGAGCGUUGCUGUGGACUAUGCUGUUUACCAUUGCCUUUCUUCUCUAA
This is a messenger RNA of Microthlaspi erraticum, 843 nucleotides long. Lineage: Eukaryota; Viridiplantae; Streptophyta; Magnoliopsida; Brassicales; Brassicaceae. The record is from the annotation of a GenBank genome assembly.